Molecule: messenger RNA, 669 nt
Organism: Microtus ochrogaster (prairie vole)
Lineage: Eukaryota; Metazoa; Chordata; Mammalia; Rodentia; Cricetidae
Product: paired immunoglobulin-like type 2 receptor beta
Molecular function (GO): MHC class I protein binding
Source: RefSeq, a predicted model, not a curated record
AUGGCGCUGCUGGUCUCAUUUCCUGGAGGGAUUCGAGCAUUGGUUUGGGUCCUGCUUCUGCUGCUGCCAGCAGCAUGCCUGCAAGCUGGGCACUCAGCAGGAUCCAACAGAAAAAGACUGUAUGGGGUGAACCCACCAGCACGCCUCUCUGAUGUCCAGGGCGGCUCCAUCGAGAUCCCCUUCUCCUUCUACUUCCCCUGGGAGUUGGCAAAGGAUCCACAGAUGAGGAUUCUCUGGAGAUGGAAGAACUUCAUUGGGGAGCCUAUCUACAACGCCUCCUCGGGUUUCAUACACGCCCAUUUUAAGGACAGGCUCAUCCUGAACUGGACACAGCCUCAGACAUCUGGAGUCCUCAGAAUCCUAGACCUUCAGGAAAAGAACCAGAACAAAUACUUCUGUCAAGUUUAUCUGAACACAGGAGAAGGCAGGAAGAUUUUGAAGUCAGCCGAUGGGACCCAACUGAUCAUCACUCACGCAGUCAGCACCACCAUGCAGAGCCCCUCCAUCGUCACCUCUGCAGUCACCACGGCUGGCCUGGAGGACACAGAGGGCCAGAGGAAUCCUUCACUUGUGAACCUAGGAACCAUUAUUGGGGUGGUGGUGGCCACGGCUGUGCUCAUAACCCCCGUCUAUGUGAUGAUGAUCUUCCUCUGGUGGAAGCAAAGGUGA